Messenger RNA from Eutrema salsugineum, 1352 nucleotides. RefSeq names its product glucan endo-1,3-beta-glucosidase 14. The coding region runs from base 52 to 1254 and encodes 400 amino acids. Gene Ontology annotation, molecular function: hydrolase activity, hydrolyzing O-glycosyl compounds. NCBI's taxonomy places the organism in Eukaryota, Viridiplantae, Streptophyta, Magnoliopsida, Brassicales, Brassicaceae. The transcript is spliced from 4 exons. The record is from RefSeq and is a predicted model, not a curated record. Gene Ontology annotation, cellular component: plasma membrane. Gene Ontology annotation, biological process: carbohydrate metabolic process.
AAAACCCAAAAGCUUCACAAUCUCUCUCUCUCUCCCUCUCUUUUCCUCAACAUGACAUCAAGAACAUGCACAAGACUUUCGAAUCUCUUUAACGUUUUUCUCCUGCUUUCUCUCGUUUUCUCAGGGAAUAUAUUACAAAGAGUAACGUCUCUUGGCAUCAAUUACGGACAAGUUGGGAACGAUUUGCCUUCACCGGAUAAAGUUAUUAACCUCUUGAGAUCUCUAAGGAUCACCAAAACAAGAAUCUACGACACUAAUCCUCAAAUUCUUAGUUCUUUUGCAAAUUCAAACAUCGAGAUCAUCGUCACCAUUGAAAAUCAGGUUUUACCGUUGUUACAAGAUCCUCAACAAGCCCUCCAGUGGGUGGAUUCUCACAUCAAACCCUAUAUUCCGGCCACUAGGAUCACCGGAAUCAUGGUCGGAAACGAGCUUUUCACCGACGAAGACUCUAGUUUAAUCGGAUACAUGAUGCCGGCGAUGAUAAACAUCCACAAAGCUUUGGUUCAAUUAGGUUUAGACAGAUACAUUCAAGUCUCGUCUCCUUGCUCUCUUGCCGUUCUAGCCGAAUCUUAUCCUCCAUCGGCCGGAAGUUUCAAGCCGGCGGUUUCCUCCGUGAUGCAACAACUUCUAGAUUUCUUGGAAGCCACGAAAUCUCCUUUUUGGAUCAAUGCUUACCCUUACUUUGCCUACAAAGAUAGCCCAAACAAGAUCCCAAUCGAUUACGUUCUAUUCAACCGUAACAUAGGAAUGACCGAUCCCAACACAAGACUACAUUACGACAACAUGAUGUAUGCUCAAGUCGAUGCGGUUGCUUUCGCGGCUGCGAAAUUAGGGUACCGUAACAUAGAAGUUAGGGUUGCGGAAACAGGGUGGCCUUCAAAAGGAGACCCCGGAGAGAUUGGAGCGUCUCCUUUGAAUGCUGCCACGUAUAACCGGAAUCUUAUGAUGAGGCAAUUCGCCGGAGAAGGAACUCCGGCGAGGCGGAAUUCGAGGCUCGAUGUUUAUAUAUUUGCCUUGUUCAAUGAGGAUAUGAAACCGGGUCCUACUUCGGAGAAGAAUUACGGGAUAUUUCGACCAGAUGGAUCAUUGGCUUACAAUUUGGGAUUCUCUACGAUGUCGACCACGACUGCGAAUUCAGAAUCAGUCACUUAUUCAUCCUCUGCCACUAAGGCAGUGAAUAAGGCAACGAGCUUGGAGUAUUGGACAAUUUUGAUAUUGGCGAUGAUUCAAGUUGUAAUGUUGAGAUUAUUUUAGAGGGGAAUUUAUCGAGAAUAUAUAUAAUAACGCGAUUGGUUAGGAUAUUUAUGUAAACAAAUUAAUUAUUUGAAGUUCGACAAAUAUGAUUUCAUAUU